CGUGGGGGCGAGUUUGCCACGCCUCCCACGUCUAUAUAAGCUAUCAGUCCGACGUGGGAACCUCACUUGCACCCCGGCCACGGUCAGGAAAGGGUACGCAACAUCCAGACGAGGACGAAUCCUGCGCUCGACUCUUAAGCCUGAUCCACCAGGAACGGACACCAAUCGAUCCUUGACACGUACAUUAAGCGCUUACCGCGAGAAGCAAGUCAUGAAGUUCGGUUUAUUGUGGAUGUUCUGCUUGUUGGUCGUCCUCCUCGACAGGACCCUUGCCAGUCCCUACAUCGAUGAUGAGGAAGAUUCACUACAGGACGCAGAUUCGGAUUAUGCGACAGACGCGAAUGCGUUGGACAAUCUGAUGCGAGCUGCUCAACAAAAACGUACCUCGUUGAUCUACCUGUUUAGGCGGGCCUGCAUAAGACGGGGUGGAAACUGCGACCACAGGCCGAAAGAUUGCUGCUACAGCUCAAGCUGCAGAUGCAAUUUAUGGGGUUCAAACUGUCGGUGCCAACGAAUGGGUCUGUUCCAGAAGUGGGGCUAAACUACCUACUCGUCCUCCUCUGUCUUGCUCCUUCUUUCUUUUCUCGGCGAAAAUAUUUCUUCUUAACAGCAGCACGCGACACGACUGUCUUACACUAUUCGCGUAUACCGUUCCGUUUCAUCCAGAGUUGGGCAACGAACGAAGCUUCAUAAAAAUCAUAUUAUUACGGGAAAAAAAUCUAAGUCAUUAUAACUUCUUAAAUUAACAAAUCGAUUAUAAUAAAUAAUUCAAAUUGAUUCAUGGAGUUUAUUGGCUACUGGAAUUACGACGACGACGACGACGACGAUUUGCCCAACGCUGGUUUCAUCCCUCGGUACUCUAUCCGGUUAUCGCUACACUGUGGUAGUCUUUUAUCCAGUGAUAAACUUGUGAAAUAUGCACGUAAUAUGUAAAACUAUACACGAAGUACCAUACGAACGCAUUAUAAUGUUUAAGAGGCGAACGAUUCUGUUUAAGUUCCAUUUUGAUUUGCAUGUACAUUAACUUGUAAAGACUUGAUUUUUCAUAAAAAUCCGGAGUCUUUCACUGUCUAACGAUCGAGGUGUGUGUGUGUGUGUGUGUGUGUGUGUGUGUGUGUGUGCGCGUGUGUGUGAACGACUUUGGAUCGUGCACAGACACCUCGAUCCUCAGACUCCUCUGAUGGAUGAUUUAAUUGAUUGAUUUGAUGCGUGUGCUUCGGAAGAUAAAUAGAAACUGUAAAUUGACGAAUCUAUUGAUAACGCAACGAGUUCCUAAAUGUAUUCGUUCGCGGAGAACAUGUGGAUUUUUUUAUUUUUUCUUCGACUUUCGUUGCUUUUUCUGCUAGGUUCCUUGACGGGGAAAAUAGUACUGUUACCAUAUUUAGUGUUUUUAGUUUCUUUACAUAUAUUUAUUGCAACAUCUCGUAUCUACUUCUCUCGUAUAUAAUAUUGGAAUGAUAAACUUCGUCAACAGCUUGUUCCUCAUUGUUCUUGACUUUUUAAAAAAUUGUUCUCGGUUCCAUUUUCAUUCUUUACUACUCCUGCUGCUGCAGUCUAUUUUUUCAUUCGUCAUAAAUUAUGAAUAGCUUGGAGGUCUUACUGUCAGUGAAAUAAAAAAUUCAUUGAAGCGCAACGAGAAGCAGAGACAUAAACUUAAACCAAGAAUAAUUUAUUAUUCUUUCCCCGUCUGUUUAUUUUCUCGUAUACGUUGCGUGAAAGGGAAAUGCGGAAUGGUUUAUGCGUCAUGCGAAUCCAAUUUUUCCUCUCUAAUAAUAAGUUCAAACGCAAACGGCCCAACUGUAAGCAGUAAGUUAACUGGAAAUUCGAUUGUCGAUUAGUCUGUAAUGGAAUAGGGAAAAGGCGUCUUGCUUUAUGAAUAGAAUAGUAAAAUUUCUUUCGAUGUGAGUUCCAUGGGAUCUUUCGUUCUUGCUGAGACACUUAAUAACUCGCGUAAUCAAGAAUCGUGUCUACUACCGGAUUAACCGGACUGUCAUCGCGUGACGAAACUCGCGUAUGAAAUUAUAGUGACGUAGAAAAGAUGGGCAACUAAUGAUUCAGAGGCCGUCAUCAUCUUCGAUUGAGCGACGAUAAAAUUGGUACUUGGAUGAACGAUUUUGACAAACUUAUGUAUAUUGCUCUCUGAUUGGGGUUUCCUCUAGCCACUUUCUCCAAUCAGACGGCGGCAGUGUCUCGUCAGUAAUAAUUAAUCAUUGUCUUCGAGGAUGAUCACGACCGAUUCGUAGUAACAGUGUACAAUCAAGCGACGAAUAAAAUUGAUUCAGACUCAAGGACAGUUUCUCCUAUCCAAAUUUUGAACCUGGUGUACUUGUAUGCAUACAUACUAAUUAUGAACGAACAAAAAAAAAUACAAUAAUGGAUGUUAUCAUAUUGUACCGGAAGGUGGAUGUACAUGUACCGACAUAUUAUAUGGAAAUAUAAUAUAUAUUAUAUAUGUAA
Molecule: messenger RNA, 2457 nt
Organism: Ceratina calcarata
Lineage: Eukaryota; Metazoa; Arthropoda; Insecta; Hymenoptera; Apidae
Product: U8-agatoxin-Ao1a
Exons: 3
Coding region: 212-541 (109 amino acids)
Cellular component (GO): extracellular region
Molecular function (GO): ion channel inhibitor activity
Source: RefSeq, a predicted model, not a curated record